Molecule: messenger RNA, 1010 nt
Organism: Camellia sinensis
Lineage: Eukaryota; Viridiplantae; Streptophyta; Magnoliopsida; Ericales; Theaceae
Product: NADH-ubiquinone oxidoreductase 24 kDa subunit
Biological process (GO): mitochondrial electron transport, NADH to ubiquinone
Cellular component (GO): respiratory chain complex I
Molecular function (GO): NADH dehydrogenase activity
Source: RefSeq, a predicted model, not a curated record
CCCUUUUACGUGUCUGAUCUUCGCUCCACAGCAACCAAUACAUCAUCAUCAUCGGAACGAAAAUGCUUGCUCGUUUGGCGACUCAACGUCUACUCGAGAUCCGUCAAGCUUUUCGGCAAAUUCCACAGACUUCUCGAUCCCUUUCGACUGCCCUAAACUACCACCUUGAUAGUCCCGAUAACAAUCCCGACCUUCCAUGGGAAUUCACUGAUGCUAACAAAGCUAAGGUAAAGGAGAUAAUAUCUCACUAUCCAUCCAACUACAAGCAAUCUGCAGUCAUUCCUCUGCUAGAUCUUGCACAACAGCAGCAUGGGGGCUGGCUUCCUGUUUCAGCAAUGAAUGCAGUGGCUAAGGUUAUAGAAGUUGCUCCUAUCCGUGUGUAUGAGGUUGCAACGUUCUAUUCAAUGUUCAACCGAUCAAAGGUAGGAAAAUACCACCUUUUGGUUUGUGGCACAACACCUUGUAUGAUUCGUGGUUCACGUGAAAUUGAAGAUGCCUUACUGAAACACUUAGGGGUGAAACGCAAUGAAGUAACAAAGGAUGGCAUGUUUUCUGUUGGAGAAAUGGAAUGCAUGGGAUGUUGUGUAAAUGCUCCUAUGAUUACAGUUGCUGACUACUCCAAUGGAUCUGAGGGAUAUACCUACAAUUACUAUGAAGAUGCAACUCCAGAGCGAGUUGUUGAGAUAGUGGAGCUGUUAAGAAGAGGGGAGAAGCCACCGCGUGGCACCCAAAACCCAAAGCGCAUUAACUGUGGACCAGAAGGGGGGAAUACUACAUUGUUUGGUGAGCCCAAGGCUCCCCCUUGUCGGGAUUUGGAUGCUUGCUAAUGUCAAAUUUUUGAUAAAUUUUAUUUCCAAUAAUUCAAGCUCAAAUGUUCUGGGGCACCCAAGUUGUAUACUGUUAUUGACCUGUUAAAAUGGUCAUUGAUUUUUUGGAUGAUUCAAGUGGAUAUAAUCUUGGUAUGUGGGAUGGUCAUUGGCUCUCUCUGGUCAUGAGGUUUUCAGUUUGUA